This is a messenger RNA of Symbiodinium sp. CCMP2592, 1581 nucleotides long. NCBI's taxonomy places the organism in Eukaryota, Dinophyceae, Suessiales, Symbiodiniaceae. The record is from the annotation of a GenBank genome assembly.
AUGCCACUUACUACAAAGAAACUCUGUGGUGAUCGGGAUCAUCAAGUUAUCUCCCCUGUGGACUAUGUGCGAGAGCUUGCAGCCAACAACAAGCUGGAGAACCUGACUGGUGGUGAGCCUCUGAAGAGCACACUCCGAGACUUUUGGGAGCGAUUUCAAUAUUUGAGACCAGAUCACCCGGCACUGGCACACGGGGUUGAGGCCUGCGCCUGCAGUGUCCCGAUCCUGCUCUUCGGAGAUGAAGGCCGGGCCUUGAAGAAGCAAGCAGCUAUGGUGCUGGGCUGGGAGCCUAUGUUGGGCUUUGGGUGCAUGACACAUUGCACAGAUGACCCUGAAUCGCAUCAUGGCCACAAGCUCAACUUCGAUGGCUCCACAUACAAGACUCGGAUGCUGUACACCAUUAUGCACAAGAAGACCUAUGGAUCCAAGAAGUCCGGCAAUAAAUACUUGAUGUCACUUGUUGAUUGCUGGGCGUCGGACCAUGCAGAGGCCAUGCAGGGCGUGGUCGUACAGCACGGGCCAGAGACUAUCCGGGUCCACUUGAUUCCAGUUGGAAUCAAGUGCGAUUGGCCGGCAUUAGUCAAACUCGGCCAGAUCAAGAGAUCUUUCUAUUGCGAUGCCGUGCCGCAUGGGAAGGGUAUCUGCCACCUUUGCAUGGCGAAUACAGCCGCUUGCCCAGACUACAGUGGCGAUGGCUGGAAGGAGACCAUGCAGCACAGCGAGGCUUUCACAGCCCCCUGGGAUGCUGUGCCUGCAUUGGUUUCUCAGCUGUGCCCUGGUCUGGAUGAGUGGCAGCAAGCAGCGUUUUAUCGCCUGGAUCUCUUUCAUAUCUGCCACAAGGGAGUGAUGGCAGAGCUGGCAGGGUCUGGCCUGGUGACCCUCUUGCACAUGCGGCUUUACCCAGCUCGUGGGUCCUUUGAAGAUCGGCUGGGACUGGUGUAUGAGGACCUCAAGAGCUUCGCGAAGUCGGAGAAGCUGACACUGCACAUGAGCGGCCUCACCCGCACACUGGUGCGUUUUCCAGAGAACGAUACCUAUCCCUCUGGGUAUCUUGGUGCAUGGCUAAAACAUGGUCAACAGUUCAGCUCCUGCAUGACAUGGUUCAAGGGCGCCGACACGACAGUGGUGCUGAAAUUCCUGGCUUCGUUCCUGCAAGCGAACCUGGGGCCAGACUCCGAUGACUACCUGAAGUGCCUGCUCCAGUGCUGCCAAGCUGGGAACAAGUUCUUGUCCAUUUUAUAUCAUAACGAGCUGUGGCUUCCGAGUGCUGCUGCCAGGAAGGUGGUGAAGCAUGGCAACAUGUUUGUUUAUACAUACAAGCGGCUGGCAAGCAUGGCCUAUGCCCGUGCCAUGACGAGAUAUCUUUUGAUUCCGAAGCACCACCUCUUCAAGCAUAUCGUGCUGACGCUGGAGGAGCAACUGAAGCAGAAAGGUCCAAUCCUCAACCCGCUCUGCGAUUCAUGUCAGAUGUGCGAAGAUUUCAUCAACAAAAUCUCGACGUUGGGCCGCUCCGUGUCGCAACAGAAGUUUUGCGAAGCGACGCUGCUGCAGUACAUGCUGUGUGUACAGAGAAACUGGUGA